AUGGUCCUCAAGCGAAAGCGUUCUGCCUCCGAGCUCCUGUCCUCGCCCUCGUCCGUGUCCUCUUUCAACUCGCCUCCCCAUGGAGCGGCCAUCAGGAACCCAUUUGCCACUAUGGACAUGACACCCAUCCACCUGCACAGUCGUACCCUCAAGCGGUUCCGUGACUCUCGACCUUCAGAAAACGAAGUCCACCAGCGUACACUCAACAUGCUGUACUCCGCCCAGCACCAGCCCGAGCAACACGAUGAUACCCUCCUUUCCCUGGAAGAGCCCCGGCAGACAGCCCAGCCUGAAGCCAACCAGCAAUCCCUGCACCGCUUCUGGAAUAUCUCAUCCAUGCCGACCCCAUCACCC
Molecule: messenger RNA, 354 nt
Organism: Ilyonectria robusta
Lineage: Eukaryota; Fungi; Ascomycota; Sordariomycetes; Hypocreales; Nectriaceae
Exons: 2
Source: RefSeq, a predicted model, not a curated record